Messenger RNA from Lolium perenne, 974 nucleotides. The record is from RefSeq and is a predicted model, not a curated record. NCBI's taxonomy places the organism in Eukaryota, Viridiplantae, Streptophyta, Magnoliopsida, Poales, Poaceae.
AAUAUAAUUCCCUUGUCAAAGCAUGAUCAGGCUAGGUGCUAGCAUAAUGUAACUAUAAAUAUAAUUCCCUUAUAUGCAUGAUCAGGUAGUUUGGAGUAUACAUAAGAUAUAAUGAAAGAAUAAUUAAGAUGAUCUAUUUGGUAUGCAUAGUAUUUGGAUGUUAUUUUCCUUAAGGUGAUUACUGUGGUGACUUAUCUUAUUUCUAUGCAGGCUGGUGAAGGUUCCAGGAAGCGGAAGCGCGAGGAGGAGCAGCAUGUGCCUCCUCCAAUCCAGGAGCUAGAGCCUGUCCCUCCUCCAAUCCAGGAGGAGGAAGAACCUGUGCCAGCUCCACCAGUGCCAGCUCCACCAGUGCCUGCUCCACCUGUCCCUGCUCCACUAGUGCCUGCUCCACCUGUGCCUGCUCCACCAGUGCCUGCUCCACCUGUCCCUGCUCCAUAUGAGGAGUUGCAGGAUUCAGAUGGCUCCCUGGAGUAUGACUCCCAGGAUUCAGCCGAGUCCGUGGACAGCAGGAACAUUGGAUCCUUCAAGACCAAGCUGCUGCAGAAGCUGGAUGCUGGGGCCUUCCCUUUCAAGAAGAGGGGGAAGUACUUCUGUCCAUGGCACAAGGUGAAGCCCAGGGAUGGGAAGAUUAAUAGCCUGAGGCAGCACUGCGAGGAGCUAGCCCAGACUGGCACCUCCAAGCAGAUUAGGGCAGAGCAUCAUGGGCUUCUCUUGGUGCUUGCUAUGGAGGAUGCUUGAAGCCUAGCUCCUGUGGAUGGUGGUUGCUCUGGUUGCUUUUGUAGAUAUGCUUUUGGUUUAUGAUGUUGGAACUACUGCUGCGUGUUGUGUUGAACAAUGUUUGGUUUGCUUUUGAACUGAGUUGUCAGACCAUCUACUAUAGUGAUGGUCUUAAUUACUGAAUCUGUGUGGAUCUAUGUUGUGUGUUGAAUUAUUAUGUAGGUUAUGAUGCUUAGCUCUGUGUUUCAUUUGGAAUG